AGUGAAUGUUUUUUUUUUCUCCCCUUCCUGCUGUAGCAUCUCCCCAAAGUCUUUGUAAAAUGUCAGUGUGUUAUGUAAAAUCUGCAGCUUUCUAAUGGUGCUUUUGGGCUUACUGUGACCUUUUGAAAUUGUUACAACCCCCAUCCCCAUAAUCCCCCAACUUUCCUUCCUUAAUUGCACAUGGGAAUAGCAAUCAAAUUUAUUGUUAUCCAGGUGCCAUUUCCUUUACUUAGCUUUAUAGUGUUGUGUAUAGUAGUUAGCAUGCAGAAAGCUGGAAAGAUGCCUGCAACUCCAAAAUGAACUCUCUGUAGCCGUCUCCCUCCCACUUACACUCUCCUUUAGUACCGCCCUUUCCAUGCGCCCUUUAGCCAGCAGCAAGACAGCUGUGUUUGAUCAUAAACCACUUAAACUCCAGGCUUACUGGCAGGGAAAACUUUAGCGUGAAGUGCAGCAUUGGUUCAUCUCAAAUAGAGGAGCUUUUCUCUCUUUUUCUUUCUCCCUCAUUGAAGACUGUAGCAGCACUUUCUUUUUAAUUUCUCCGUGAACUUGUAUGAAGCUCAUCAAAUUUUUCUGAGUACGUUAGUGGCAUUGGGAAAUGCUCUUAAACAGAGCUGUGGAAAAGAGCAGCACAGAACAAACAGCAGAGAUGAAGCACACCUUGGAGAUGGACUAAGACAGCCUUGGGAUCCUGGCAAGCAGUUCCUUCCCUGGAUUAUCUGAGCACUUCACAAUAUUAGCAAGUCUCUUGCAGCAAUGGAUUGUCUGUGAAGUCAAAAUCAAUUUGGCUCUUUUAGUAGAUUUUGCAUUGUUAAUUUAAACUGUCAGUGUGGAGUAUAAAUGGCUGUCUAGAGCAAAAUGUGUCAGACAUAAAAUUUUGGAAAAGAAAGUAUUGAAUCAGUUGAACAAAGCUUUGAAGCAUUAAAAGCUGCAGAAGUCAUCAAGCCCUGAGAAGUCUAAUCAUGAAUUCUGGAGUUGCUAUGAAAUAUGGAAAUGACUCCCCUGCAAAGCUGAGUGAGGCUGCGGUUGCAGACUAUGUGUUCAGACUAAGUUGAAAUGAUCUUCAUUUUGUCCUAAGCGUGGUCUCCUCACCACCCCAUUUCUGUCUCCUGCAUUACUGUUUGCUCUCUCACUGGGAGUGGAAGUGGCAACAGUUUCCUUCUGUGGAGACCAAAACCAAGGUUGAGCAUUCAUGCAUGGUGCAAAGCCAGCUUCAUUUAGCAUCCCUGGCUUCAUUAAAGGGAGACAUAGUGGAGCUUAAUAAACGUCUACAACAAACAGAAGGGGAGCGUGACCUAUUGGAAAAGAAAUUGGCAAAAGCACAGUGUGAACAAUCCCAUCUAAUGAGAGAGCACGAAGACUUGCAGGAGCAAACGACACUACGCUACGAGGAAAGGAUCACAGAGUUGCACAGUAUCAUUGCUGAAUUAAAUAAGAAAAUUGAUCGACUACAGGGAGCAACGAUAAGGUACAGCAACUUCCUGGAAACUGUAGGCCAAUGCAAGAAUGGUGCAAAACAUGGUGUGAAUUCUACUCCAAAUACAAUUUGGUGAUGACUUUUAGGUAGUUAGGCUUGUUAUGACUGGUACUGAGUAUCUGCGCAUAAUUAUGGUAUGUGUUCUCCAGAGUAUCACUUUGAGAGUACAUACUGUCUGGCAAAAUCAUACUUGUCAAAGCCUAAUGAUCACUGCAAAGAACUGCUCUGUGCUGUAUAAAUAUUUUUUAUCAUAGCAUACAUGCCAGGGUACCAGAUACAUGAUAGCAGUGGUGGAUAAAGGAAUAUGUAGCCACCCGGCUUGCACCUCUACUUUAACUUUAUUUUGUGGCAUGCUAUAGAUCACCUGGUUUUAACAUGUAAUGAAAAAUACGGCUCAAAUGGUUUUCAGUAGGUUUUGCAUCUACUUGUACUGUUAUUUCUGACAAAACAAAAUGGUACAAAUCAUGCUGUUGCUUGUCUUUGGAGCAGCAAAACUUGGGGUAUUACACUAUGUCAUUACUUGUUACUGUGUUAAAAUAAAUUUCACGUUUGACUGCAGGAAAACACUUGUCCUCACUUGCUUUUACGCGUUGCUCUCACAUAGAGAAAGUUGGACUAGAAUGAAGAAGGAGCUUUAAGCAGUAAAACUACUAGACUCCAUGGAUUUUCUAGAUAAAUCAAGUCAGAUGUGACUCUUGUGUAGGUAAUAUGGAUGUGGUGCUCUAACCAAGUGGCAAAUUUUCAGUUUUCCAUGCUUAUUAGCUGCAAGGAUUUUUAUAACUGCUUCAUUUGCUCUUCCCUGUAAACAUUUCUACUAGCACAAGGCAGUGUUGUUAUAACUACUUGCUUAGCCUUCCGUGAAAAUAUUUAUAUAAAAAAAAAAAAGGUUUGUCACGUAUAUAUACCACUAUAAAAGCAGGAAUAGAAUCACAUUAUGUUAAUUAAGAAGAUAAAUACUGCCACCUCUGAGAUGAUCGUAACUAGUGAUGGUCAUGGUGAGAUUUUUCAGGGAGGUAUUUUCUAAACCAGUAGUACUUCUCUGAAAAAAAUCCCUGUAACUCCCUUAUAUGUUCAUGCUUAAUACCUCCACAGACAAACUUGUCUUUUGUCUUGUUCUGAAUCACCUUUCUUUUGCAUGAUACUGGUUGGCCAUCCUGCCCUCCUCUCUGGUAAAGCUCCGCCAAUUGAAAAGUCUAGUUGAAAGGCAAAAUCACAGAAGCUGCAUGGAUUUUCUUAUUU
Pezoporus flaviventris is the source of this 2713-nucleotide messenger RNA. Its product is annotated as colorectal mutant cancer protein-like. The record is from RefSeq and is a predicted model, not a curated record. Lineage: Eukaryota; Metazoa; Chordata; Aves; Psittaciformes; Psittacidae. Gene Ontology annotation, biological process: negative regulation of canonical Wnt signaling pathway. The transcript is spliced from 4 exons. The coding region runs from base 1194 to 1550 and encodes 118 amino acids. Gene Ontology annotation, cellular component: cytoplasm.